Molecule: messenger RNA, 663 nt
Organism: Merops nubicus (carmine bee-eater)
Lineage: Eukaryota; Metazoa; Chordata; Aves; Coraciiformes; Meropidae
Gene: UROS
Product: uroporphyrinogen III synthase
Exons: 8
Biological process (GO): uroporphyrinogen III biosynthetic process
Molecular function (GO): uroporphyrinogen-III synthase activity
Source: RefSeq, a predicted model, not a curated record
AUGAAGGUUCUGUUGCUGAAGGAUCCCAAAGACAAAGAUUCAGGACCGGAUCCCUACGUUAAAGAAUUAGGAUUAUAUGGAUUUGAAGCAACUUUGAUUCCAGUUUUGUCAUUUGAAUUCACAUCUCUUGAAAGCUUAUUUGAAAAGCUCUCUCAUCCAGAAUGUUAUGGAGGCCUAAUUUUUACCAGUCCAAGAGCCUUAGAAGCCAUCAAGAUAUGUUUGAAAGAGAAUAGUAAAAAUGAAGCCUGGUCAAAAUCUCUUAAACAAAGAUGGAAUACCAAACCAGCCUAUGUGGUGGGAAAAGCUACAGCUUCUUUGGUGGAAGAAAUUGGUCUUACUCCACAAGGAGAAAAGUCUGGAAAUGCUGAAAAAUUAGCUGAAUAUAUUUGCUCAAGAGAGAAACCUAAUUCCUCAGCUCUUCUUUUUCCUUGUGGAGCCCUGAAAAGAGAAGUACUUCCUACAGUACUUAGAGAAAAAGGUAUCCCUCUGGAAAGCCUGACUGUGUAUCAAACAUCCCAACACGCUGACCUGCAAGAAUCUUUGAGCAGUUAUUUCUCACAACAGGGAACUCCAGCAAGCAUCGUCUUCUUCAGCCCCUCUGGUGUCAAAUUUUGCCUCCAGCACAUUCAGAAGCUUUCAGGGGAUUCUAUGGACCAUAUCAAG